Molecule: messenger RNA, 1506 nt
Organism: Lucilia cuprina (Australian sheep blowfly)
Lineage: Eukaryota; Metazoa; Arthropoda; Insecta; Diptera; Calliphoridae
Exons: 2
Coding region: 1-1506 (501 amino acids)
Source: RefSeq, a predicted model, not a curated record
AUGUUCAUCCAGGCCCAGCAACGCGGUCCAGGCACCACAAAUUAUCACUUCUUGAAGCAAACUUUAAAAUAUAUAAUUUCUUUAAUUGCAGAACCCAAUAAAUUUAUCAUUCUUAAAGAGAUUGCACAAAAUAUUCCCUACUUACCAGUAGAAGAUCUUGAAGGUUUAUUCAGAGAAUUACGUAACUACAACUAUACGUGUGCAUGGUAUCCGGGUAUUAUGGAUAUACAAAUACGAAAUGAAUAUUGGCAAAUACUGAGGAACCGAAAUCUAACCUAUUAUAUAUAUGGAGCAUAUCUCGACAAUAGACCAUUAGUGACAGGAAAUAAAACUUUAAUACGUUUAUUAGCUAUAAUUGAUUUGAUAUCGGAAAAUCAACAAGACUAUCCUAGCACAUAUUGUCAAUUGUGGUUUAAGGAUAAAUUUGAACCGUUAAUAGUGCCCGUGGACACAACUCAAUUUAUAUGGAGAUAUAGAUGGGGUCAUAGUGCCCAAUAUAGUUUUCCUCAUAUUUUAACAUGUACUCUACCAGAGGAUUACAAGGAUCAUAUACUGAAAAGUGUAUCUUUGGUAGCAGCACCCUGUAAUAAAGCCUCUAAUAUACUAAGAGUAAUUAAACAACCAUUGAGAACUACUGUGAGGAAGAAAAAAGAAUUUGCUGUUUGUAUAAAGGGUUUAGAUUUUCCCUAUAUAGAUUUAUCUUAUCGUUUGGUGGAAUAUAUAGAAGCAUUACGUACACUGGGAGCUGAGAAGGUAAUAAUUUAUAACUUGGAGGUACAUGAAAAUAUGACCAAAGUUUUAAAUUAUUAUCAACGUACAGGAUUUGUAGAACAUCGUCCAUUUAGUUUUUCUCUUGAGUAUUCUAAUUUACCAGAAUACCGCCAUUUACAAUUGAUUACGAAAAAAGAUGCUUUUCGUUUGCAUGAGAGUAUACUUUAUAAUGAUUGUAUUUAUAGAAAUAUGUACGAAUUUAAAUACAUAGCUGUUUGGGAUAUAGACGAACUACCGAUACCUUUAAAACGUUACAAAAACUGGCAUGAUCUAAUGGUAUUAGCCGAAAAUUCCAAAGAGUAUAUGUGUAAUAGUUAUGCCAGUUUUUGUUUUUUAUGUGCUUAUUUUCCAAGUUAUGAGGGAAAUUUUUCUUUUGCCAAACAGUUUCCACAAUAUUUCUAUAUGCUUCAGCAUGUUAAGCGUGUGCGUGAUAUUGCCGAUUACGGUUAUGCCAUGAAAUGUCUACAUUCUACUGAUUAUAUUAUAGCAACUCAUAAUCAUUUUCCCAUUCAUUAUGCUGCCGACUGUAGGGAUUAUACAUUUAGCAGCAGUGUUGCCCAAAUGAAUCAUUAUCGGGAGCCACCGUUUAAGGAAAAUCUUACGAAUCCUGUAAUGGAUAAGAGUUUGUGGAGAUUUGCUAAUCGUAUUGUAAAGAAAUCAAUGAAAAUAUUUGAGGAAUUAGAUUCUUCUUUGGAAGUCAGUAAAUACCAUUUCCACAGAAGGCAAAUAAAUUAA